Messenger RNA from Gadus chalcogrammus (walleye pollock), 2133 nucleotides. Its product is annotated as phosphatidylinositol transfer protein beta isoform-like. Gene Ontology annotation, cellular component: cytoplasm. Bases 494 to 1078 code for a protein of 194 amino acids. The record is from RefSeq and is a predicted model, not a curated record. The transcript has 10 exons. NCBI's taxonomy places the organism in Eukaryota, Metazoa, Chordata, Actinopteri, Gadiformes, Gadidae. Gene Ontology annotation, biological process: phospholipid transport. Gene Ontology annotation, molecular function: phosphatidylinositol binding; phosphatidylinositol transfer activity; phosphatidylcholine intramembrane carrier activity.
GCCGCUCAUAAGGGCGCAUGACGUCAGCGGGAGUACACAGUAGACCUAAACCGAAAAAGCUGCCAUGGUUCUCAUCAAGGAAUACCGUGUGGUUUUACCUUGUAGUGUUGAAGAGUAUCAGGUGGGCCAGCUGUUCUCGGUGGCCGAGGCCAGUAAAAAUGAGACGGGCGGCGGCGAGGGCAUUCAAGUGUUGAAGAACGAGCCCUACGAGAAGGACGAGGAGAAGGGACAGUUCACCCACAAGGUCUACCAUCUAGCAAGCAAAGUCCCCAAAUACCUGCAGAUGCUUGCCCCUGAGGGCUCCCUGGUCUUUCACGAGACCGCCUGGAAUGCCUAUCCCUACUGCCGAACUAGUGAGUGAGAUCCCUCAACCUGGCUCAGUCUGGCCUUUCCUGUCCUUUACCCCGAUGUCCUUGACCUUAUGCCUUGUGUUGUGUAGAAUGCUUUGUGUAUAGUGUAGAAUGCCUUGUUUAUUGUAUCGUAUGUGUUUUAAAUGUCUCAUAUUUGUCUCUCUUUGUCCCCCUCUUCUCUCAUGUGUGGUGUUCAUCCAGUUGUGACGAACGAGUACAUGAAAGACGACUUCUACAUCAAGAUCGAGACGUGGCACAAACCAGACACUGGAUUGCUAGAAAACGUGCACAAACUGGAUGAGGCCACGUGGAAGACCGUGGACGUGGUGCCCAUUGACAUCGCAGACAACAGUCAAGUGGAUUCCAGUGACUACAAGGCGGAUGAGGAUCCCGCCAUGUUCCAGUCAGUCAAGACUGCCAGAGGACCCCUCGGACCCAACUGGCAGAAUGAGCUGGACAAUAAGAAUGACUGCCCAAAGAUGUGUGCCUACAAACUGGUCACAGUCAAGUUCAAGUGGUGGGGCAUGCAGACCAAGAUGGAGAAUUUCAUUCACAAGCAAGAGAAGAGGAUCUUUACAAACUUCCACCGCCAGCUCUUCUGCUGGAUCGACAAGUGGGUGGAGCUGACCAUGGAGGACAUCCGGCGGAUGGAGGCGGAGACGCAGAAGGAGCUGGAGGAGCUCCGCAAACAGGGGGACGUUCGAGGAACCUGCGCGGCCGCCGAGUGAACGGACCCCACGGAUUUUAUUAACGGACGACCAUAAGGCCAACAGUGAUGAAGACUGCGAAGAGGUUCUCCCCCCAGCCCCCCCCCCAGGGGGACCCCUUCACCUUGACUGAUUCAGGCUGCCGAGGAGGGGGGGGGUCUGGGGAGCAGGUCCCCGACUUGCACCCAAUCAUAGACAUUUCUAUCCACUGGGGAAUUGAUUUCUAGAAAAAAGUGACACGAUCUUAGCUGAUAAGGCUCCGGUUAAUUUUGAUCUUUUGGACCGAGGAGGGUCUGCCCUCGGCGCCUCGUCGUUGGCGAGGCCUCGGCGUCGGGUGGGGAGAGAGGUGAAGAGUGGCACCUUCUCAGCGUUUUACUCUGCUUUGAUUCCACAGCGGCAGGUGUUCGACCCACCUUUCUGUUCUGCUCAGGGGAAUCACUUUCUCUGUAGUCGGUUGCACCCCAUUUGUCCCACCCUCCUCCUCCUCCUCACCCCAAGUUUGUGGCCACUUUUUGUCUCCAAAACAUUCCUCAUAAGACAGACGCCUUCCUGCCAUCCCAUCCAUCGUUGUCACCUCACCCGUGUUAGAGCUGCUCUGUAGCACAGUGAUCUGUAUUUCCAAGCAUCGGUCUGACUGCUCCAUCCUAAUCAUGUAUUUUCCUGCCUUGGCCUUCGUUAAGAGAUUACUAAUGCCUGUUAACCUACCAGUCCAACCCGGUUUCCCAAAGCUUUGCAUUUCUUUUACACUGACAAUCGUGUCCGCACAGGUAUUCGCUUUCUCUCCCGAGCAAAAAAGAUCCAACAUGACACACAGGAACACACGCUAGACACACGCAUAGACACAAGCACAAACGCAAGUGAAUUCAUGCACGGCCACAAGGAUGACUGAUCCUUCCUUAAAGCUCACUCUGGGCAAAUCUCUGCAGGCUUGUUCAGCUGACGGAUGGAUCUUCUCAAAAGUGCUCGCAGCUCUCUCCAUGAUUGGCCCCUCACCGCAAAACAAACACACACAGAUUCUCCGCACAUACUCGCAGAUAUACCUAAACCCCCCCCCCCCCCCCCCCCCCCCCCCCCCC